UCGAGAAUUGUAUCUUGAAGAAUCUCAUCAAUGGAUUCAAACCAAGCAAAGGCCUCAAUAUGAUGAUAAUGAUCCUGACGUUGUAAUGCAAGGUGAAGGGGAUAAAGAUGUAAUGGAUAUUGAUGAUGAUUUUGAAACUGAGUUUGAUAAAAGAAUGACAAUGAGCCUUGAUGAUGAAAAAUCUAAAAAAUAUCAGUUCCCAUUCGAUGAUGUUUCUGUUGGCUUUAAUGAUGCGAAAAAAUAUCAUUCCGAUGAACAAAAUAUGAAAGGUUUGAAAUUCCAUUACACAUAUGGAGGUGAAGUUCAAACAGAAGGCGAAGCAGCUGCCUCAACAUGUAGUGAAAGCAUUAAGCCACUUUUAGAUCACAUUAUUAAGGAUUCGUUGGAUUAUAAUACCAUAAAUUUAUCUACACGUUCUAAACGAGUUUUAAUUGUGGAUUAUUCUGAUUUGUCCCGCCAGACAUUGGUUAAAUUGGUGGAAGGUAGUGUGGAAAGAAUAAAUGCAUUUGGUUCAUGUGAAGAAUGUAUAACUACCGUAAAAGCAUGGCGAGAACAGUAUCAUGAUGAAGCGUUAUAUGAUAUAGUAUUUUUCAAUGUUCGAGAAAAUAUUUCAGAAGAAAUUAAAAAUUCUGCCAAGGAACUACGUAGAGUUUUUGAUGAUAAUUUAUGUAUUGUCCUAAUUGUAUUCUGGUCAGCAAAUGGUAGAGCAUUAGGACAAAAUUUAGUUCAAGAAAUUGGUGAUUUUGUAUCCGAACCUUAUGCACCAACAAUACAAAAUGAAUACUAUAGUUCAGUUAAACCUUUAGCUGAUUUGAGAAUUGAAAACUUUUACCGUACGAACAGACCUCCAUUUAGUGAUGAAACUGUAAAAGAAUCAUCUAAUUUGGAGAAAAGUCCAAUGGUUGUAUCUGAAGAAACUGCGAAAUCUAGCAUUGAAGUAAUAAGAAAAGAAGAUUUGCCUGCAGUGAACGUACCGGGUACCGAACCAUUGGUAAAGGGUAAAGGUAAAAAUGUUGAAACAGCACAAUCGGAAAAUACCACAACUCCGACUGAUGAUCGUGCAUCAAAAUUCAGAUUUAGACCUGUUUCAAAAUCGAAAUGUAUUUUAUGUGUG
Molecule: messenger RNA, 1114 nt
Organism: Racocetra fulgida
Lineage: Eukaryota; Fungi; Glomeromycota; Glomeromycetes; Diversisporales; Gigasporaceae
Source: the annotation of a GenBank genome assembly